This is a messenger RNA of Daphnia magna, 3412 nucleotides long. Its product is annotated as transcription initiation factor TFIID subunit 4. Lineage: Eukaryota; Metazoa; Arthropoda; Branchiopoda; Diplostraca; Daphniidae. Bases 43 to 3018 code for a protein of 991 amino acids. The record is from RefSeq and is a predicted model, not a curated record. Gene Ontology annotation, biological process: transcription initiation at RNA polymerase II promoter; DNA-templated transcription. The transcript is spliced from 8 exons. Gene Ontology annotation, cellular component: transcription factor TFIID complex. Gene Ontology annotation, molecular function: protein heterodimerization activity; DNA binding; RNA polymerase II general transcription initiation factor activity.
CUGCUUACAAGUCAGUUAGGGGACCGGGCGAGAGAGUUUAAGAUGGCGUCUAGCUUCCUGGACGAUUUAAUCUCGAACCCGUCAGCGGAUGCCGACGCUGUGUCCGCGUUAGUUGGAUCACUCGAGAGCCAGUUGAGUAAUGCAAAUGUUGGUGCUAGUAAUAACACACAAGGCGGCGGCUUGGUAUUUACGACAAGCUCUACUUCGGUUCCUCCACCGCUGCAGCCUGCCAAUGCCCCGUCCACCACAACGGCAACAUUCGCGGGAAACGGCAAUAGCCUGCACGCAACAACAACUUGCGCGCCAGCAACAUCAGUUUCGGUUGGAUCCGCGCUUUCAACGUCGUCUUCUACAGUUUCUUCAAUUCAUUUACCCAACACAACCACCGUCCAUUCAAUACUUCCAAAUGGCAACCCUAGUGGUUUGGUCAAUAUCCAGCAGUUUGCAGGAGGGGGUAUGGGUCUACCCAAUGGCACGCUGACCACAAGCUCAGGAACUGUUACGACAACAUUAUCUGGUUUGGUGAUCCAUCAGCAACAACAGAAGAUGGUUGCCUCAACAGCUACCUCUCAACAAGGCACGAUGAUCAUUCCGACAAAAGUAAACCCAACUGUAGCAUCAACAGCAGUGAUUGGACAACAGCAGCAACAACAACAUCAACAACACCAACAACACCAACAACAUCAACAAACUACUGUGCUGGGCACAAAUGGGACAGUCACUUCCCUGAAUCAGUCUCAAGUGUUAAGACAAGGAACCCAAGUGGUUCAACAACAACAGCAGACAACGGUGAUAAACAGUGCAGGGGCAGGAAUUCUUCCGGCGGGUGUGCAAGUAGUGAAUAUGAAUGCGAUGAGGCCACAAAAUGUACAAAAUAUACAAAAUAUGGCCGCUUUGAACAAUCCUGCUCAUCGGGCUCUUGCUCCCCGCGUUAUGUUGGCACCUCAACAGAUGGUUGGUGCCCGACCUGGACAAAUGGGAAUAACUUUACAAGCCUUACAAGGUUUCCAGGCUGCGGGAGCUCAGGGUCAUUUGCUCGUCAAAACUGAAACCGGGCAAUAUCAACUCUUACGAGUCGGUCCCGGACCUGUAGCCGGCACAACAGUCGGGUCACAGGUUGUUACCUCCAACAUUCCCUCGCUCCAAAACGUAACUAAUGUGGCUCAACAGCAACAACAGCCGCAACAUCAAGCUGUUCAGCAAUUAACUACCGCAUCAAAUACCGCACCUGCAAUGAACCAAAAUGUUGGAGCGACCUAUCGUUUGCAAGUUCCCGUCUCCACAACUAUUCAACCUGUGCCUGCCACUACGGCAGCACCCGUGGGAGGAAAUGUGUCCGUUACCACCACGAGUACUCCUGCUCCUGCCGCAGCUCCAACAUCGAACCCGGCAAGCAAUUCUGGACAGAUGACACCCGACACGGCCAAAGUUAAGUGCAAAAACUUUCUGUCCACUUUGCUUCGCCUAGCGAGUGAGCAGCCAGAGUCGGUGGCUACCAACGUUCAAAUGCUUAUCCAGGGCUUAGUGGAUGCAAAGGUUGAACCGGAAGAGUUUACAACAAAACUCCAGCGAGAACUAAAUUCCUCUCCCCAGCCUUGCCUCAUUCCAUUUCUCAAGAAAAGCUUACCUUACUUGAGACACUCACUAGCUACACGAGAGUUGCAUAUUGAUGGAAUCCGACCACCAGCCUUAUCUACGGUCAGCACUCCACAACCCAUGGUUGUACAGCAACAGCCUCAGCAACAGAGUGUAGUUAACCGAGUGAAUGCGGGUCCGACGCAAAUUCAAACGGUACGACCAAUGGGCGGUCAGGUUCGAGUCCAAGCACCUACAAUGGUUGGUGCCUCUUCCGUUGUUCUGUCCACUCCGCGGCUACCAAGACCGGCCGCAAAUAAAGCUACUCCAAAGGCUAAACAAGCUCAGCAGGCGCCAAAAGUGACUGCAACUGCGACAACAGCGGCGGUGACUGUAGCGUCCACGAUGAUGGCCGUUUCGGCCGUAAAGACUGAACCUUCCACCACCGACGCCCCAGCGCCUCUUUCGUUUACAAUCACCCUGCCUCCAGUCGGAGGCGUGACGUCAACAACGACUGCCACAACAGCCGGUCCAACUCCUUCAGUCAUGGUGGCCUCGACCUCCACGGUUCUGACAUCUAGUACAGGAACCAAACCGGUGACUUCAGCGCCUACAAUGUCCGUUGGACAAAGUGGUAUCAAAGGACCCGUAGUUGCAUCUACUGGACCUAAAGACGCAUCUAAGGAGAAAAAAGCUUUCACGUUUGGUUCAUCGCUAGCGGGUCUAGCUGAUAACGACAUCAACGAUGUGGCGGCCAUGGGUGGCGUUAACUUAGCGGAAGAAUCACAGCGUAUUCUUGGCUCAACUGAUAUGAUCGGCACUCAAAUUCGUUCCUGCAAAGACGAAAACUUCCUUUUCACCGGACCCUUGCAAAGACGAAUCCAGCAAAUCGCUUCUAGGAAUGGUCUAGGCGAUCCCAGUCCAGAAGUAGUUUCGCUUAUAUCACAUGCCACCCAAGAACGACUGAAAACGAUAUUGGAAAAGCUUGCUGUUACGGCGGAGCAUAGAAUGGAAGUCGUCAAGACAGAUGCCCGUUACGAAGUUCAACAAGACGUAAAAGGUCAGCUAAAAUUCCUCGAAGAGCUCGAUAAACUGGAGCGGCGAAGACACAGUGAGAUCCAGCGCGAAAUGCUUUUGAAAGCUGCAAAAUCCCGCUCGAAAGCUGAAGAUCCGGAACAGGCGAAAUUGAAAGCAAAAGCAAAAGAGAUGCAACGUGCUGAAAUGGAGGAACUUAGACAACGUGAGGCCAAUAUGACGGCUCUGCAAGCUAUUGGUAUAAGAAAAAAGCCCAAACUCGACCUGGCUGGUACUACCGGCUCGUAUAACCAGGUGCCUUUACGACCGCGUGUUAAGCGCGUAAAUCUUCGGGAUUUGCUGUUCCUGCUAAAAGAAGAGAAAGGAACUGUACGAUCACCACUCUUGUAUAAAGCUUAUCUCAAGUAGUCCUCUUUUGUCUCCGUCGUCUCUUAAAACACGUAAACAUUAACUUGUUUGUUUGCCCAUAAACAUGCCCGUUGUUAACUUUAUGAGAGAUGCACACAGGGUUUCUCAACGGGGAAAAAAGGAGCGUUUAAUUGGUGGUAAAAAAAAUGAGGCUCCGAUUGUCCCACCGACACUCUUUGUGUUAAUAACAGCAACAACAAUGUUAUGCAAUUCUGUUCUUUCCUCCUCCUCACCGCAUCUGUCCCCGCCCAUCUUCUGUUGUACAUACUGUUGAUUUAUUUGUGAGGGAGCGGAUUGAAUUUCUCUUUAUCCCUUUCUAAACUGAUCGUGUCUUUUGUAUAAUGUAUCACUGUGUGGAUGGUUAUGACGAAAUCAUGGAAUGCUUUAUAAUGAC